Messenger RNA from Hyalella azteca, 3647 nucleotides. RefSeq lists its product as uncharacterized. The transcript is spliced from 11 exons. The coding region runs from base 1737 to 3380 and encodes 547 amino acids. The record is from RefSeq and is a predicted model, not a curated record. Lineage: Eukaryota; Metazoa; Arthropoda; Malacostraca; Amphipoda; Hyalellidae.
CCAAUUCUCUCGUUAGAGUAAUUGAGGAAAUUCUUAGUUAAGUGUAGCGUCAACUCCCUGCAGUACUGCAGUACUACGAAUAUCAUAAAAUUUCCAUAAAAAAUGUCUCAUUUUUAUGUGAGCGUCGUCUCGGUCUCAAAUUUUAAAACCACAUUAGUUAUAAUUGUUCUUAUUUUACCGCCAGAUUCAAAUGUUCAUGCAUGGAAGUCGAUCACCUUUAUUGAAAGCUUGUAUUGCGAUCAUAGCAAAAUUUAGUGUUGGUAGGAUGAGUUUUGGAUUAUGUGGCCAAAAUUGUCCCUCCUAUUGAGCUUAGUAUGUUAGGCUCCGAUUUCUUGAGAUUUAUGAGAUUUUCUCCGAUUAAUUGGCUAAGGUUCCCAUGUUCUGAUGCAGAGUUAUCUCGGCGGUGUACAAUCGAAGCUCGUUACAAUUUUGUUGAUAACUGCAUUUAUCCUGGCUAGGUUUCAUCAUUGUUGUUGGGUAUCAUUGCAGUAUGGCUGAUGGCAGAUGGAAGAAAUUACCCAUCUUCGUAAAUCACUGUAAAGGGACAUCGAAAAAAUAAUUUUCAUUUCAUAAUGGAAAUUGUGCUAUCGUGUAUUCGAUAAUGGUAAAUGUUGUGUCCUGUUUUGUCCACUAUGUUGACCUCUUAGACUGCAACUACUGUGAACUGUUAUGGUUUGUAAAUAAAGUAUAUUGAGCGGCAUUGUCCAUUGAUCUGUCCCCAUCACUCGUUUGAAAGUUGUCUCCGAUGUCGUUGAGAAAUAUUCACGAAUAGAUUCCUGAGCGCAAGUUUCUCUGGCCUGUCUUCAUUUUACGAUAUUUUGUAGGUUUUUCUCAUCCAGGGCUCACUGCGUCCGGGAUUUAGUUUGGAAAGUGUCCUCGUUCAUAAUUAUGGUGAAUUUUUUACUAUAUAGGUAUUAUUUAGAUUUUCUAAUAAAUAGACAUGUUUGGUACAUAUAUCCUCUGCUUGAAGUUACAAGACUAACAUGUUUUCUCCACGGGGUGACAUUGACCAGAUUAAAGGCUUGAUCUGUUGCAGAUGAUCAAUAGUUCUAGUAAGAGAGGCCUGAAAUACUGCGCUAUCGGACUUCAAUCUAGUUGCCCUGCACCUGCCAGGGCUCCUUUGCACCUGCGUUCAGUUGAAAAUAAUCUAACCACGCAUUGUAUUUGCUUAAAUUUCGUCCACUGAUACGUUAGCAGUUUUCAAUAACAAUCGCAAAUAGAGUCUAGUCGACAUGACUUGACAGAGGGUUAACAACUUUCUUAAUUUCCUCCGCUCAGAACAGUUUGACUAAAUUUCUCGCUUUUUUUUUUGCCUACGUAAUUGGUAACUGCCACUGUGCCACAUUAGACAGUCAAUUGAAAUUGGUUCUGUUUCAUUCCUCUGAUAUAGCUGACAUUUUUAUUUUGAGUACCUAAAUGCCUGUUUAACCUUUUUGCGUUUUGGUGCUGGCAUUUUUUUCCUGACAAGCUGAAUUACAGAACAUGUUAUAAGUGCAAAAUAUUUCCUUCUUUCAGAGUGUUAAUCAUUUCUUUUAUCAUUUCACCCCUGUGAUCAUGUGCAUCACCUUUGGCUUCCUAUUGCAGGAAUUCGGUGCGCUUCAGUCUAAGACCAAGUGAAAUGAAGUGAACAUCAGUCCUUGCAUCAGAUGAUGAGUCUUUACUAUUUAACUAUUGCUGGUAUUUCGAUCAUUCAUAUUUAUUUCAUUAGUCUAAGCUCCUUAUGAGAUUCUAAUUCCAUGAAAGGGGACCGGACAUUAUUGAUUGAUUUCUCUUGCACGCUACUCCUCGAGUUCAGAAGGUACCCCCUCAGCGCACAAAAUUACUCCGCCGCACAAGAUGUUUGGAGCGAUCGAGGGUUGCGGCGUGAGGCGGGCACAGCAGGUGCAGUCGCCAGCCAGGCUCCGCUACCGCCAGCCGCACUCAUGCCUCAACAGCUCGACGAGUCGCUGGGCAACUCGAGACGCAAGCAGGAAAAAGUGGUGCUUGUGUACUCCGGGGAAGAUUUGAUCGAGAAGAGAGGCCGUCCUUCCAAGUGCGCUGCUUUCUUCGACGGCACGACACUGGGAGCAUACCUGCUGAAACGCAAGCAAGAAGCUGAAGUGCUCGAGCUCUUGGAUACCGAAAGCUCGACUUUGUCAGUUGAAGAUCCCGACCGACUUCGGGAGUUGCAGGAGCUCCGGGAAACUCUACGAACAGAACAACUACCGCGGUUCCACUUGAAGUAUCAUCCCGACCUGCUUGAGGAGGCAGCUGAAACGGUACCCUGGUCGUCCUUGGUCAACCAAACCAAAGACCCAAACGACGAAAAUUUUGAGCUCUCCGACCUCGACCGAGCGCGCCUAGAGGCCAUGUUUGCUGACAUGGCGAGCGCCGAGGGCGGUCCUGCCGGCGAUGAUCCUGACGAACUGGAAAUGGAACGGACGAGUAUGACAGGAGACGGAGAAGAAGUAAAUGAAGAAGGAGAAGAAAAUUAUGAUAAUGCAGCAGAAGAAGGACUAGAACAUGACGAAAUUGCAGAAGAAGAACAUGGGGAAGAAAAUCGAAGCGAACAUGGGGACGAAGACGAGGCGUACUCAGAUACAGGAUCCAUAUGUCUUGAAGCAGAAGGCGACUAUCCAAAGCAGAGGGGAGGUCAUUUCUCUCGUUGGGAAAAAGAUCCUUCCCGCGCGUUGCAAGGCAAAGGAAAAGAGAAGACGUUCAAGCCGCGCCUGAACGGCAUCUGGCAGCAGCGUCUCGAAAAGUCCAAACGCAAGAAAGAAGAAAAGGUUGUCCCCGCCCAACCUAAGCCUUCUCUCUUCAACAGCAUUUUACCCGAGAGGUACAGGCGUAAGACAAAGAGCAGGUUGCCGAGCAUUUCACAUCACCCAGUUAGGAGAGACAAGCUCGAGGUGCCUGUGGAGAUCAGCAAGCCCCGCCAGAACAGAUCCUCUGAGCUGCGCAUGAAGAAGCGACUCGUCCAGGAGUCGCCAGUCAAGGCGCUCCCAGUCAGCAGAAGGCAGCGUUCGGAGUCCCGUCGUCUGCGCAGGUCCCAGAGUCAGCGCAACGUUAGCCACGCCCCGGAGGAGUCCAUGCGCCGGUCAAGAAGCAUGCGCGCACUCCCCUCCACCGCAUAUCCCAAGACCGGCAAACAUCAGAAGCAUUCGUCCCCUGCACCUUCGAGCGUCGUGGUCUCCGACCGUGACGGCGAUGACGAUGAAGAAGAAGAAGAAAUUCGUUCACCAACACGUCGCGGCACGCCUCACCCCGAUCACGUGUCAAAGUCUCCGGACGCGGAGGAAGAUAACGGAGAAGACGAUGGCGUCGACACGAAUACAUAUGACGUGAUCUCGAUAAAUGACGAGGCAGACGAUAGCGCCAGUGUACCGCCCGUGUCAGUAUGAGAUGAGCGCCAAUUGUCAUUAUUUAGUUCAACCAAAUCUGUUAAGCUACUGUCAAGUAAAGGAUAAAUAAAAAAAUAUUCACAUAUAUUCACUUACGAUUUGUAUGUAGUACAGAAAAUUUAUUUCUCAUAUUUAAAUGAAAAACAUUGCUCGUAAAAUGUAAAACAGGUGAUUGAUGGAAUUACAUCAAUUUCGCAUCAUAAAUGCAAUUAAUAUUGAUUCGUAUGUGAAAUUUCUUCGUUUGUAAAAAAAAUUGAUAAAUAUAUU